AUGUGGCUAAAUAUAAUUUGCUUAAUAAUCUUAGUCAUUUUAAUUUGUUACCUUCAAACUGAUAAGAAAAAAUAUAAAUCUGUAAGGGGAAAUGGAAAUGGAAUUUUAUUAAAACGAAGAAGAAGUCAACAAAAAUCAUCUUCAAAACAAGCUGAAAGUACUACCGCUUCUUCUUUUGUUGCUAGACUUUUUGGUGAUCAGGUUCCUAGUCAACCUAAUCCAAAAAAUGAAUCUAAAAAAUUACGUCAGAGUGAUUCAAGAAAAAUUGUUGAUUCUCAAAUUGUUGAUUCUCAAAUUGUUGAUUCUCAAAUUGUUGAUUCUCAAAUUGUUGAUUCUCAAUUACAAUAUCAAUUCCAAACUGCUUAG
Molecule: messenger RNA, 366 nt
Organism: Racocetra fulgida
Lineage: Eukaryota; Fungi; Glomeromycota; Glomeromycetes; Diversisporales; Gigasporaceae
Source: the annotation of a GenBank genome assembly